UUGGUCGGUGGCCAGUGGCGUCAGAGCAAUUGUGUGGCACGAAGGCUCGUCGUCACCGCGUUGCCGACUCCACCGCUCCCGUACAUACCGCAUACACAUACCGCUCACCGCGCAAUGGCGUCCGACAAUGGUGACUUUGACACGGAUCUCGCCGCGGCACCUGCAAAACGCAUGAGGUAUUCGUUUGCCGACGAAAUCGCCCAAAAUUCACAAUUUCAAACUUACGGCCAUCGGUUCACAGGGUUUUCGUCUGGCGAUUCUUACGCCAACAAUUUAUCAUAUAAAUCAAUUGACUCGUUAUCAUCAGAUUACCAUCAACCGACUUCACCAACAACACCUUUGGUCAUGUCUUCGAGUCUACCAGAAUCUCCUGAAAAUUCAAGUUUAUUUGAUGAAAACUCCGAUAAUAAGGAAGAAGUAGAGGAUGAUGAUACUUCUUCUACUUCCAGUUCUGAUUCCAGUACACAUUCAGAUAACGCAGACUCUGAGAAAGGAGCUCCAGGUUCAAUGAGCUGGGUACAGAGACAAAUAAUGAACGGAAUAAAUCCUAGACGAUUGUUGCACCAAGUAUUUGGAGCUACUGUUCCAUCACAGCUAGAGGAUAUAACACUAUGGAGGAUAAUUUUGAGUAUGACUGAUGAUUGUCCAAUACGAAAUCGAUUGCGCAGUGUCAGCACACUAGACGAUGUUAUUAGGCUUUUAAAAACAAGCACACGUAUAAUGGUCCUCACGGGAGCAGGGGUUUCAGUGUCCUGUGGAAUACCCGAUUUUCGCAGCCACAAUGGUGUUUAUGCUAGAUUAGCUACUGAAUUCCCCGAUUUACCUGAUCCACAGUCUAUGUUUUGUAUUGAUUACUUUCGAAAGGAUCCUAGACCCUUUUUCAAAUUUGCCAGAGAAAUAUAUCCUGGACAAUUUAAACCAUCGCCAUCUCACCAAUUUAUUAGAGCUUUAGAAAAAAAAGGACGACUUCUACGUAAUUACACACAAAACAUUGAUACCUUAGAACAAGUUGUCGGUAUUGAAAAAGUAAUAGAGUGUCAUGGUUCAUUUGCCACUGCGUCUUGUACCCAAUGCGGUCACAAAGUUUCAGCUGAUAUAAUCAAACCAGAUGUGUUUGAGCAAAGAAUUCCUAGAUGUCCAAUAUGUGUGGAUGGCAAUGGAAUAAUGAAGCCAGAUAUUGUAUUUUUUGGUGAAGGUUUACCUGAUAGCUUCCAUAAAGCAAUAGAAGAAGACAAAAACAAUUGUGAUUUAUUAAUAGUGAUAGGGUCAUCAUUAAAAGUACGACCUGUUGCUCGUAUUCCCAGUAUGUUGAGUAAACGUGUGCCGCAGAUUUUAAUUAAUCGUGAAAGACUUCCACACAUGAAUUUUGAUGUUGAACUUCUUGGUGACAGUGAUGUUAUUGUUGAUCACUUGUGUCGCAUGCUGGGUUCAGAUUGGUCCGAUAUUUAUUGGUGUAAAGAACAACAAUCCGAAACAAAAAGUCUUAAUUUACCUACUUUAUCACCUAAGCCUAAUCCAGCUACAGUAGAAAUUGUUGAGAAUGAAAUGUCCACCGACUCAACUCGUGAUAGUGCCAAUAGCAUGUCACCGCCACUUAGUGAUGACAGAUAUGCAGCCAGCUCAUCUACAGGCGAACAACGCCAUUUGUCGACAGACUCGACUAGGGAUAGCGGUAUUGAUCCAGACGAUCCACAAAAAACUAGUCUAGCUGCUUAUCUACCACCAAAUACAUAUUACAUGUUGAAGAAACGAAGGUAUAUGUUUUCUGGUGCCGAAGUAGAUCAAGAUGUAAAUGACAUGGAUGACGACAGCGAAACAGAAUCUGAUUCUAGCGACAAGUCUGAAACACUACUAAAUUAAUUAAAUCCAUAUUUAUACAUUUUUUGUAGAAAAAAUGCUUAUAAAUAGCUCAAUUGUUACUUAUCACAAUUUAUCGAUAUUGAUUUUGCUUUCUUGCAAUAGUGUACACUUCGGGAUUUGAUCUAUAAAGUGAUAAAACUAAUUUCCUUAUAUUUUGUAUUCCUUACAAUGUUUUCUCUAUCCUUUUUUUUAUUUCUUUUAUAUUAUUAUUUUUAUAACAACUUAGAAUUCUCUUCUUUUUUUUUUAUCCGAGAUUUCUAUUUAAAAAAAAAUAUACAUAUAAAUAUGUUUAUAUAGUACUUUCUUUUUUUUACAUAAAUCUAACAUUUGUAUGGAUGUAUAAAUAAAUAAUAAUUGUGUCUAAUUUUAGUGAAUAUGGAAGAAAUAACCAUAAAUUAUUUAUUGUAAAAGAUUUCUUUUAAUAUAUACCGAAGUUCUUAGGGUAAGUCAUAU
Molecule: messenger RNA, 2313 nt
Organism: Adelges cooleyi (spruce gall adelgid)
Lineage: Eukaryota; Metazoa; Arthropoda; Insecta; Hemiptera; Adelgidae
Product: NAD-dependent protein deacetylase sirtuin-1-like
Exons: 12
Coding region: 115-1860 (581 amino acids)
Molecular function (GO): NAD+ binding
Source: RefSeq, a predicted model, not a curated record